UUCUACAAAGACCUUGACUUCCUCUCAUACAAUUUUAAGUGUGUUUUGAAUUCACUGAAACUUCGAUCUUUUUCAUUUUGUUGAACUCCUAUAAACGUGGUGAUAUUUUUUGUUGAACUCCCAGUCCCAAAUUGCUUUGGGGUUUAUUUCAUUUUCUGUGUGUUUAAUCUUUUAUUUGCAAUGGAAAGGAAGCUUUUCUUGGGCCAAUACUUGAUAUGGAUGAUAUUACUGUUGGAGCAGCUUCAUGGAUGCAAAAGCUGUAUUGAGAAAGAAAGAAAAACAUUAUUGGAGCUCAAGAAACUGUUGGAGCUCAAGGUCUCAAGAAGCUUCAUAACAAGCUGGGACGAUGUUCUCACUACUUGGACUAAUGACACAAAGAGUGAUUGCUGUCAGUGGGAGUACAUUGAAUGCAAUCGUAUAAGUGGCCGGAUUAUCGGGAUUUCUAUUGGUUUUUAUAACACCGAUGGCCCUUUUCCUAUUAACGGACUAGAGAACUUGACAAAGUUGGAACUGCUAAAGCUGGGUGGACGCGGAUUUAACGGCAAAAUACUAGAACUAAUGAAUUUGACUACCUUGAAACGCUUGAGUCUUCAGGGGAAUAGCUUUAGUGGGGCUAUACAUGCAGUUUGUAAAAUGAAGAAUCUAGAGGAGCUCGAUCUCGGAACAAAUCAUUUUGCAGGCGAGCUUCCUCUUUGUUUAGGUAGUUUGAACAAGCUACGGGUUCUUGAUCUGUCAUCCAACCAGUUUAGUGGGAAUCUACCAUCUAGUUUCAGUAGCCUUAAGUCCCUCGAAUACCUAUCAUUGUCAGAUAACAACUUCAGUGGCUUAUUCUCGCUCAGUCCGCUUGCAAACCUCACAAAGCUUAAGGUGUUAAAACUUUCAUCAAAAUCUGAAAUGGUACAAGUCGAAACAGAGGCUACUUGGCAGCCACAGUUUCAACUGAGUGUUGUUGUUCUACGAGUUUGCAGCUUGGAGAAAAUCCCUUCCUUUCUCGUGUACCAGAAGAACCUGCGUCUAGUUGAUUUAUCCAACAACAGAAUAUCUGGUCACAUUCCUACCUGGCUGUUGAAUAAUCCUGAACUUGAAGUAUUACAGUUGCAGAAUAAUGUAUUCACUACCUUUCAGAUGCCUACAAUAGUGCAUAAUAAGUUGCAGUUCUUGGAUUUUUCAGCGAAUAAUAUUACAGGACUAUUCCCUGAUAAUAUUGGUCGUGCACUUCCAAAUCUGGUACGAAUGAAUGGCUCCAAUAAUGAGUUCCAAGGGCAUUUUCCAUCGUCUAUUGGUGAGAUGAAGAAUAUUUCAUUCUUGGACCUGUCUUAUAAUAACUUCUCUGGGAAGCUACCUAGAAGCUUUCUCAAGGGUUGUUUUUCACUAAAACAACUGAAGCUCUCUCACAACAAACUCAGUGGCCUUUUUCUUCCAAGAGAAACAAGCUUCACUUCACUGAAAGAGUUGAGAAUGGAUAACAACUUAUUUAGUGGAGAGAUCGGAGUUGGUUUGCUUAGCUCCAACAAAACAUUGUCAACUCUUGACAUGUCCAACAACCGUCUCGUGGGUGCUAUUCCAAGUUGGAUAACUAACUUAUCUACUUUGAGUACGUUAUUGAUAUCAAACAAUUUCUUAGAAGGCACAACACCACCCUCUUUGCUAACCAUGCCCUCUAUUUCGCUUCUUGACCUGUCUGGAAACCAAUUAUCUGGAGUUUUGCCUUCACAUGUCGGUGGGGAUUUUGGGGUACAAUUGUUCCUAAGCGACAACAACUUCACCGGGCCGAUUCCAGACACGUUCUUGGAACGUGUCAGAAUACUUGAUCUACGGUACAAUAAAAUCUCUGGUAGUAUCCCACAGUUUGUCAAUACCGAGAACAUCAAAAUUCUUUUGUUGAAGGGGAACAAUUUAACAGGAUCUAUUCCAAGGCAGCUGUGUGAUUUGAGCAACGUUAGACUUUUAGAUCUUUCUGAUAACCAUCUCAACGGUGUCAUACCUUCAUGCCUUUAUAAUUUAUCAUUUGGACCAGAAGGAUACAUUUCGGAGAUAGGUGUAUCAUAUUCGGAAAUCUGUAAGUUCAAAUUUUACAAAUCUACAUUUGUGAAUGAGAAAUUCUGUGUAGAAUCCUAUGGUUUUGAAGAAGUUGAAAUCAAGUUUUCAACAAAGCAAAGGUAUGAAUCUUAUUUUGGAGCAUCAGUUGAGUUCACUGGUGCCAUACUUGAUCGUAUGUAUGGGAUGGAUCUGUCAAGCAAUGAGUUAAGUGGUGUUAUCCCAGCAGAGCUUGGAGAUCUCCCACAACUUCGAGUCAUGAACUUAUCUCACAAUUUCUUGUCAAGUUCAAUACCAUCAAACUUCUCCAAACUGAAAGAUAUUGAGAGCCUUGAUCUUUCACAUAACAAGUUGCAAGGAAGUAUUCCUCAACAGCUAACUAGCCUUACUUCUCUUGCUGUCUUCGACGUGUCUUACAACAAUUUGUCAGGGAUCGUUCCACAAGGAAAGCAGUUCAAUACCUUUAAUGAGAAAAGUUACAUAGGCAAUCCUCUUCUUUGUGGACCUACGACGACCAAGAAAAGUUGUGAGGCUACUAAGAGCUCAAACGAAGCAGAUGAUGAUGGAGGAGAAGAAAAAGACGAUGAAGCUGUUAUUGAUGUGGUGGUAUUCUAUUAUAGUGCUGCUUCAACUUGUGUGACCGCAUUGAUAGGCGUUCUUGUAGUUAUGUGUUUUGAUUCUCCUUGUCGUCGGGCAUGGCUCCGCAUUGUGGACGCUUCCAUUUCCUCGGCGAAACGUAUGCUGCCUUAAAUUCUGCUUAGUAUGUUCCCCAUUAUGUUUCUGUAGCUUUGGAUUUUGCAUGAUAUAUGGUUAUUAAUAAGAGUCUCCACAAAAAAACAUAUCUCUCUUCGUUACGUAAUCAGUAGAAAUGUUACUAGGAGCAAUUUCUCUGUUUUCCUAAUUUGUGUGCUAUCGUUUACUUUUAAUUCAACUAAUUCUCUUCCGAGCUA
Molecule: messenger RNA, 2987 nt
Organism: Camelina sativa (false flax)
Lineage: Eukaryota; Viridiplantae; Streptophyta; Magnoliopsida; Brassicales; Brassicaceae
Product: receptor-like protein 8
Molecular function (GO): protein binding
Source: RefSeq, a predicted model, not a curated record